AUGGCUUCCCAGCAAAUUCAGGGCGAAGCUCAGAAGCACGGAGAGAAUAUUGGCCUUCGUGUUGCCCGGAACCUGGGCAAGCGCAUGUCCAUAGGCAGUGGCUCGAAAAACACCACAAGCAAAGAGAGCACUGACCAGACUGGAACUGAUCAGCGUGCUAUCGAUAAGGACGAGCAAAUCAAGCAGGGCACUGGCCAGAGCGGCAUUGGCCAGCAGGCUGUCGAUAAAGGCGAACAAUUCAAGCAGAGCACUGGUCAGGGUAGCACUGGCCAGCAAGCUCUCAAUAAGGGGGAACAAGUCGAACAGAGCAUUGGUCAGAGUGGAAUUGGUCAGCAGGCUCUCGAUAAAGGAGAACAAGUCAAGGAUGAAACCAACCAAGGAAACUUCAGCAGUGCCAAAGGUCUUGCAGGAAAUGAAGGAAACACCGAGGACGUCGUCAGUGGGGGAGAUGCUGCCGGUGCUAUCGGUAGUACCGGAUCGAACACGGAAAAUCUAAGCCCAGCAAGUGCUGAAGAUGCUGGACGCCGAAUGUUUGGCAGCAUUUCAGUCGGGCCACCGGAGCCCAACGACGAUAUUCGAAGAGGUCCUAUCUGGCCGGGACCCGGAGACCAGAGGCAAACAGGCAAUAAUGCAUUCAAAGGUGCUGGAAGCAGCGCCACAGGAGGACUGAGCCAGGAAAAAAUGAAAACCAGUCAGGCACAAAGUCAGGGCCAGGGUGUUGGCAGAUCGCCAGGUGGAAUUGCUUGGGCUCAGGAUGAUUUGGGCCAGCAGAAUUUGAGUCAAACCAAAGAAAGCACCACCAAGACCACCAACCAGACCUAUUCCCAGACAAGUGCUAAAGGAUUGGGGCAAGAUCAGCAGCAAGGCCUGAGCAAAGAAUCGAGCGCUCUUGACCCAGCUAACGACAAUUUCCGCGCAAACGAAGCCGGAGGAAUUAGCCCUACCCAGAAAACGAUGAGCAACAACAAAUCCGAAGGGCAAUACGGCGCCAUGAAAGAUGAUGAAGCCAAGAUGAGCGAUGCAAGUAAGGACAAAGACAAAUCUUCCCCAGGCCAUGGAUUACUGGGCCAGGCGAAAGAGAAGUUCAAUCAGACUUUAGGAGUCGGCAGUCAGAAAAAGAAAUCGACCCCUGGCCAGAGCAAGUCCAAGCAAGCUAAAGCCGGAGGAGCAGCUGCAGGUGGAAUGGCUGGAGCUGGACUCGCUGCACAAGGAAAUAGUGCAGGCGGAACAUUUGGUGGUGGUGGUGACUCUAUCAGCGAAGAGUUCAACACCAUAUCAGGUAUCAGUGACGAUGUCUUCAGUGAUGGAGCUGCUGGUAAGACUGCCGCCAAGGGAAUGGGCCAGGGUCUUGCAGGAAAAUCCUCUACCCCCACGAGGAAGAGCGAUAUUGGCAAAGGAAUGACCGCAGGGAAGACCCCACAGGCCUCCAAGCAGUAUCAACAAGGUGGAAAAUCAGUUGCCGCAGGCCAGGGUAUCAACAAGGGAAAAGGAGCCCUGGGUCAGGGCACAUCCGACAUGUCCACCAACCCGAUGAGCCAGAACCUGUCCAAACAAGGCGGUAUAACCAUGGGAGGCAUGGCCGCCAUGUCUGGAUCUCCAGCUUCUGAUAAUGGAGCAUUUGGAGGCUCGGGGGGGCCGAGGGUGGAAGUCAAAAGGGCAUGGGUCAAGCAGGUAUGGGUCAAGCAGGUAUGGGUCAAGCAGGUAUGGGUCAAGCAGGUAUGGGUCAAGCAGGUAUGGGUCAAGCAGGUAUGGGUCAAGCAGAACCUAGGUGGAAGUGGCUACCGAGUUACCAUCUUGCAAGACAAGGUUCAAUCCGUGACGCAGAAAUGCAAGACUCAGCUGGGCCUGUCUGCAAUUGAGAUCACCCAGCGUGGCCCCACUGUCGAUGCUUUCUUCGAUGCUGUGGCUGCCGAGCGCCUGCGCUGGAUGCCCCGCGACGGAAGCCGACUGGAUUGCAGUCUGAGAUGGGCUUCUCGCCUCGCCUAUGCAGUUGAUGCCCUGCGUGAAUCAGUCGGAGCCUUUGCACCCGGCGCCAAUGAGGCAGCGAAGAUGAUAUGGGGUUUUUUGAUUCUACUUUUGGAGUCUGAUAUUGACAACACCGACCUCUUCGAGAGUGUCUUUGGCAGAUACGGUCGUGUGGCUGUUGGCAUUCACCUGCUGCUUCAAUAUGAAACUGCUUAUAAGUCAUCUCCCGAGCUUCAGCCAGAGGCGGCCGCCAUGUUUGCAGAUCUCCUCGAGAUGAUCUCCACCACCUCGUCCAGCUGUAUUGAGGGCUUCAAGAGCAAGGAGUCUGAGCAUGUCACCGGCCAUAACGUGGAUUCUAGUUUUGUGAUCUACGCCAGACGCUACUCUACCCACUGGAAUGCAAUUGUCGAGUCUGCUACCUCCAAGGUUGUCAGGCACAGCUCCUUGAUUUACUCAAGCGCGGAGCUGGGAAGUCUUCGACAGUUCCUGGGAGUACAGGAUCGUCCUCUGCAAUUCAUUCUCGAUUCUCGCAGCCACACUUUGGUCGAUGGCUCCUUUGAAUGGUUCAACAAUACUCUAUAUGACUUCACCAUUGGCAAGUCUCCUGUCCUGCUCAUGACUGGUGGCCCUGGUGCUGGAAAGAGUGCUAUGUCACAGUGGACUGUGGAGCGCUUGCAGGAAUCGGCCGAACAUGAUAGUUGGAAUGUCAUUCCCUACACUAUUCGUGCUGAUAUUCCGGUCGCAACACUCCCUCUGCGCAUUUUGAAGGGCGUUCUGCAUCAAAUGCUAGAUCACAGUGUCAGUGACAGGGAAAUACAGGAAGCUAUUCUUGUCCAGGUCGCCCACGCUGCUCAAGCUUCCAUGGAUGGUGCGUUCGAGUCGGAGGUAGAAGAAAGCCUCUGGAAGGGUAUUCGCGCUGGAUUGGCCUCAAAUAUCCAGUACAUGUUUGUCAUUGAUGGUCUCGACCAGAUUAAAGGUGGCGAUUCAGACGCCAUUGCCUUCUUGGAGAAGAUCACGGCCGUUUUGGACGAACAGAAUGCCGGCUCGAAGAUGAUUGCCUUCACUCGUCCUCUCAGCUCGAAGCUCAGUACCAGAAACAUUGGACAGUUCACGAUCCAAAGCGCCCAGACCCACGCCGACCUCUCGGCAUAUGUCCACAAGAUGCUCUCAUCUGGCUCCCACUUCGAAAACUCGAAGGAUAGCCAGCUUCAAUCUGCUGUAUCUGCCAUUGUCAAUCGUUCCCAGGGAUCCUUCAGCUGGGCUGAGAUGGCAAUUGCUCAUGCUGGCCAGCAGAGGAAUCCGGCGCAAUCAAUUUCGUCUAUCCAAAGCUUACCUCAAACCAUGCCGGAGCUCCUAGACUUCCACAUGAAGAGUCUAGAUUUGAGCCAGACAGAGACUAAGUCGAUCAUGGCCUGGUUGGCCGCUGCCGAGAGACCUUUGCUGGUGGAGGAAGUCGAACAGCUCCUGGCUGUCGACGCAAAGGGACCAAGUUUCGUGUCGCGUAUCUCUCAUAUCGACUCUGCAUGGGCCACUGCUCUUCGACCUCUCGUUAUGACCCGUGAUGGUGUUGUCUCUUUCGCGCAUACGUGUAUUCGCGACCAUGUCAUCAAGCAGGCCAGAUCUGUCGGUGCUAAAUCGCCACUCAGCCUGAAGGAGGCCCAUCAUGAUCUUCUGACAAGGUGUCUUGCAUGGGUCCAGCUGAGUGUUCGUGAAGAGAGCGAAAUCUCAAUGGACAAACUGAGCAUGGAGGAGCGCAACCGUCUGUUUGAUAAGUAUUCUGUGCUGGAAUACACCGCACGCUAUUGGCUGUCGCAUCUUCUGUCGUCACCUCUAGUCACAGACGCUGGCGAAUUCCAGUUCACUGCCAGCUUCAAGAAGCUUCUUCCUGUGACUGUCCUAUUUGCUCGCCUCGAGCUUACGUGCAAGGAGUCGCAGUUCACUCGGUCCAGUGUCCUUGAGCUAUAUCGUCUCGCGACUGAUAUCCGACGCCUGGUCCUUGGUGAAAAGUCGAUGGCGCUCCUGCAGAGUCUGCUACUUAGCGCUCGUGUUUCCAAAUUGGCACAUGCUAGUCAUGCAGAAGAGCACUGCUAUGAUGCUUGGAGACUCAGCCAAGAGCUUCUGGGACAAUCUGACAGCAUCACUUUGGCCUGUGCCGAGAUGAUGACACAGUCAUUUACCGAGAGCGGAACUAUGACUACCCAACAGGAGGACAUUAUGAAGUAUCUCAUCCUGACCGACACCGAGGUCACUGGCGUGGAGUUCAACCAGCGACUGAAGUACCUCGGAAUGAUCGUCAGUACAUACAAGACGCGCAGCGACAAUCAAUCUGCUCUUGUGAUCUCCCGGCAAUACUACCAGCAGAUCCUGGUCAAGUAUGGUUCCAGCUCUAGACAAUCGUCCGAGACCGCCGAUUUCCUCACUGGCCAGUUCUCGAGUACUGGAAGUGACGAGAUGAGCCGCGAUAUCGCACGUACCAAGUACGACAAUGUGGUUCGCACCAUGGAUGUCACCGACGAACGCCGCAUCAAGUACGCUCUGUACAUGGCUCAGCUCUACGAGUCACAGGGUGAGAAGGCCCAAGCCCAAGGAAUCUUGUCAAAUCUCUGGGCUGGUCUGAACUCCCGUGACAUCGACUCCGUCGAUAUGAUGGACAAGAAGGCCAACGUCGCUCUCGUCUACUAUCAAUUCCUGCGUCGCCAGGGCCGCAAUGACGAGGCUGAGGUGAUCAUUCGUGAAUUGGUCGCCGACCUUGAGGUUACUGGUAUUCACUCCAAUGAGAUGAUGCAGCGCGUGCAGCUGCUUCGUGCCGAGACCCGCGAGAUGCACAUGUACAGCCUGGAUCGGUCUUUGUCUAUCCUGAUGUGGAAUUACUACAAGGAAAGCAAUCAGGAAUAUUCUUCCGAUGCCGUCGAGCUUGCUAUGUCUCUAGCCGAGGAAAUGGCAAAUACCGUGUCUAUCGAAGACAGUGUUUCUCUAUCUGGUCGCGACCGCAAGCUGAUGGUUGAACUGUUGGACUCGAUUACCUCGUCACCCAGCAAUAUCUCCGUCUCCACCCUGAUUCUCUGUCACAAUCUGUCGAGUAUCUAUGUACGUGAGGAAGAUUGGUCCGAAGCUAGUGAAUGCUCAAAGGCUGUCCUACAGCACGUCUGGCCUACCGUCGAGCAGGCCGAAUCCCAAAAGAAGAUCACGACUGAGUUGGCACCUCCCGUGGCUGAUCUGGCUCUGGUCCUGGCAUAUUGCUAUUUCCGCAGACUUCAUCUGGAUCAAGCUACUAUUGUUUAUGAGAAUGCCUUUAGAUUACUCGUUGCAUCUGACAGAGUUCCCGUGCCUUCGGUUCUUGCUGUGGCCAAGGCUGUUGUUGAAUUUUACGAGACAACCUUCCAGUUCACCAAGGCGUUGGCCCUGCUCCAUUCAGUUAGCAAUUUCCUCACCAGUCGUCUGGGAGAAACUCACAAGCACACCAUCGAAAAUAUGUACCUCGAAGCUGCCCUGGCGACCCGGUUGGAGAUGAACCAUGAAGCCAAGAGUACCUACCAGCGCAUCUACAAGUCAACCUUACGUGGCAGUACCAUCGCACCCGAAGGAAUGGAAGCAGCACUUGCGCUCAUUGUUCUAUACGAGAAAGAGUUGCAGUGGGGCUCUGCUCUUGAUGUCUACCGCCAUGUCUGGCCUACCCUUGUCAUACAUGAGCAAAUGACCGUCUACGACAGGAUGCAGACCGAGAAACUGAUUGAAAAGGCAUACCUCGGCUACAUGACUAUUCUGACGACACACACGACGAGUACUGAAUUUUCCGAGCGCUACAAGGUGGCAUCUGAAUAUGUGAUGACCUGUCAAACCGUAUACGGACCCACGCACCAAAAGACUCUGAGCGCGACCCUGCUCUUCGCCGAACUAUGCGAGUCCAACCACGCGUACACAGACGAAGCCAUCUCGCUGUACAAGAAGCCCCUGCAAACAAGCGAAUGGGUUCCCACUUCGCAAUCUGCAAAGGGUCUCGACCAGAUGACACAGCCUCUGCCCAUUACGCUGAAACAUAAGCUGGCUCAGUUGUUCGUUCGCAAGCGUGAUUCUACAAGUGAAGCUCGCUCUUUGUAUACCGAAGAGUAUCAGCUCGCCAAAAAGACCCAGGGAUUCUUCUCAACAACCACCCUCUCUUGGCUCCGCGAACUUGCCCUUGCUCACUCGCGCCAGGGCACGCCUACCUCCGUGCAGCAAGGUAAUGCCCUUCUCCACACAUACGUGACAGACGUCCUUCACGCCGGCGGAGAAACAGACAUGAUGGCCGACUGGGCUCGCAAGAUCGCCGCCAUCUACCUUGAAUGCGGCUUCAUCGAAGGUGGCAACAAUGUCCUGAGACGAACUGCGUCACCGCGUCGUCUACGGAUCCGAAACCAACGCCAUGGCUCUGGCUACUCGGAAAUUAUGACCGAAAUGACCCGUGAGAUGCAAACCCAACAGGCAUUUUCGAAGAACCUGUCUGGGCAUGACUUCGUUCCGACGCUCAUUGCUGGUGAUAAUCUGGCUCGCCUGCAGACGCAGCAGAAUCGCACUCGUGCGGCGAAGGAUACGAAUAAGAAAUUGUACGAGUACUUCUGCGCUACACUCUCUGCUUCCAGUAUUUCUCAGAGAGAUAUCGUGCAACAGUUCUACGGCAUAUGUCUCCGUGAGGUCCACAGCGAGAGCUACAACAUGAACAUCCUCACAACGACUACCAGCCUUGUCCGAGACCUCUGCAAUGAAUCUCGCUUCCAAGACGCAAGCGACGUGACCGGUGUCCUGCACUCAUUCCUCCAUCUCACCGACGGUCUGAACAGCUACGAGAGUAUUCUCGUCGCGACACAACUCUGCCUAUACCUGAGCGGCCACAACGCCACCCGUUGCCAAGACACAACAAUGUUCAACGAGAUGUCCGUAAAGUCGAAGCUCCUCCUACAAGAACUAAUGACGGCAUCAAAAUCGAUCGGCAUCGAGAUCGUCGAUCUCCCUUUCACCCAGCUAAACGACAUAAUCACCCUCCUGGGCGAAUACGAAAUGUUCGACGACCUAGAGGCCAUCCUAACCCAACUCUGGACAUCAAGAAUCGUCCAACGACUCUGGACUCCGGACGUGGUUGUCUGGAUUGGCCGACGACUCGUGGAAACGCGUUUCUGCCGCGGCUCCGUCGACUCGGCUAUCCAACUUUGCCGCGAUAUCUGCUACAACUUGCGUCAAGUCUGGGGAAGCUGUGAUCCCGUCACGCUGGAAAUGACAAAAUUGCUCUCUGGGCUUUUCACUGCGUCUAACGAUCAUCAAUCUGCCGCAACACUGCACGAAGGCGUGUUGUACGAUUUGCUCAGUGACUCCGAUGCUACAGAUCAUCCACGUGCGGCCGAUACAGCGACGCAGCAUAUGGAGUUGAUGCGCCGGGCUCAGUUGCGUCUUGGUGGUCCGCAUACUUCUACUAGGUCUUCUGCGCAUGCGGAUCUGGUUUCGCAGGUCACUGAGCGCUUUGGUCUUCAGUCUGAGCAAAUUAAGAGUGUUGGGGAAGCGAAUGGUGGAGAGAAGUUUGGCGUUUGGUCGAAGCCUAGACGCUUUAGUAUUGAUGUUGAGGACUUGGAGGAUGAGCGUCAGAGUGACACGCAUCAUAAUCAUCUGCGUGAGUCCAGUGGGGUUGGUUUGAUGAAUGGUAGUGGGCAUGUGAGGAGGAUUUCGGUGCAGGCGCUGUGA
Penicillium waksmanii is the source of this 7674-nucleotide messenger RNA. RefSeq lists its product as uncharacterized. The transcript is spliced from 6 exons. The coding region runs from base 1 to 7674 and encodes 2557 amino acids. The record is from RefSeq and is a predicted model, not a curated record. Gene Ontology annotation, molecular function: protein binding. Lineage: Eukaryota; Fungi; Ascomycota; Eurotiomycetes; Eurotiales; Aspergillaceae.